AUGCAGUCUACGAACAAUGGUACAAUCAUGGCGGCGCCCACGUGUUUAUGAGCUCAAAGCGUCGAGCGCAAACAUCCUUCACCUGUAAAUUUUAUUUGUCACAAAAAUGAGGAAUCUACGGUUAUACAACUUAAAAAAGGCGGAACUCGAAGCCCUGGAAAAUGCGAACAAGAUCUGUACGGACGCCGAGUCCGGCCAAGUAUUCAUAUGUGCUGGGAAUAAAAUUGCUUCCAUGAACAGCACCUGCGAAGUGAACCUGUCUACAGUCGCAAGAAUAGAGGCAUCUGAUGCGGAGAUAGUCAGCUGUACAUAUUUACCCGAAUUCCAAGGAGUUUGUGUUGCAACGAAAAUCGGAGAUGUCUUGCUUUUUAAUAUUGAUUCAGAGGAGGCUGACAUGUUAGGUUCGGUGUCCGGUGGGAUAUUGGCUAUGCAAUGGAGUCCAGACCACGAAGUGGUGGCUAUCAUAUCAGGUGAAGAGAAUCUGCUGCUAAUGACCAAGGAAUUUGACCCUGUGUCAGAGCGAAGCAUCCACCCCGAGGAAUUCGGUGAACGUGCUCCAGUGACUGCUGGAUGGGGGUCAAAAGCAACACAGUUUCAUGGGUCAGAAGGAAAACAAGCAGCAAAAGUUGAAAUCAAGGCUCCAGGCCCAGCUUCUGAGUGGGACGAUGGACUCCCCAGGAUUUCCUGGAGAGGCGACGGUCAAUACUUUGUGACAUCUUGCAUCGACAGAGUUGGAGGGCAUAGAAAAUUAAGGGUUUGGAAUAGACAAGGAAACCUGCAAUUUACUGGAGAAGGUGUUGAUGGACUCGAGCAAGCAUUAAGCUGGAAGCCCUCGGGAAGUUUGAUUGCAUCUAGUCAGCGACUUCCCAACAAGCACCAGGUUGUUUUCUUUGAGAAAAAUGGAUUGCGGCAUGGAGAAUUCACACUUCCUUUUGGACCCAAGGACUUUGAGGCAAAGGAACUCUCCUGGAGUAACGAUUCAGCUGCCCUGGCUGUGAUUGGCUGCACACUGAAUGCCAGUGACGACAGCCUCCAGAAAGAUAUCAUUUUGAUCUACACAGUUAACAACUACCACUGGUACCUGAAGCAGACACUCAAAUUUGACCCCUCGACUCAUGGCAGGGUGGUCGCGUGCCUUUGGGAUGAUGACGAAGCGCUUUGUUUACAUGUUCUGUGCAUGAAAGGUCGUUAUUUUCGUUAUGCCUGGCGGUGGGUCACUGAUGGCAGCGUGCAGAGUUACCACGAAAGUUGUGCCGUGGUUUCCGUCAUCGAUGGAGAUGAUGUUUUGUCAACCCCAUUCAAGACGAUGGUUGUGCCUCCACCCAUGUGUUCAUAUAAGCUACAUUGCUACACCCAAGUCAAUCAUCUGGCUUUCAGUUCGGGUUCCAAUUGUAAUGACAGCUUUGCAGUUUUGGAAGAUGGCAGUAUUGUCUUUGUACUGGCAAAUGCUGGUGAAUUUGUAAAGACUGAAGAGAAUAAAAAGUGCGAAGUCCAAGUCGAAGGGGCCACCAAUGGUUUUCGACUGAGUGCAGCAAUACCGGAAGUGUUUGGGCCCUACAGGAUAGCGUGGGGAGAUAUUGAAGAGAGGAUACCCUGCAAUCCCCUCUCUCUCUAUCAUUGGACGUGGGUUUCCCAGAACUGCCUCCUUGCUGUCGGCCACAUCGAUGACAUUGUCACUCUGCUCAGGGUCGAUGUUAUUCAUAGUGGGCACGAAACAUUACUUCGGGGAAGUGUGCUAACCUAUCUGGACGACACUGUUCGCACACUAUCUCUUGGUGAAGAUAGGACGUUUGCCUGCAUUCAGUUCGCUAAUGGGACCUGCGGCAGAGUGUCAUUCGAAGAUGGAUCAGUCUUGCUCUGGCUUGCGGGUGACGAACUGUUGUUGCAGUUCCCAAGGCCUUGUCACAGUGUUGUCGUCUGCAAAGUCCUUGGUGGGACGCACCUCUUGGGACUGUCGGACAGAUUUCAGCUCUUCGUCGAUGACUACGUUGUGUGUGAGAAUUGCACUUCUUUCCUCGUUCACGGGAAGUUUCUGCUUCUAACGACACACACGCACACGCUGAGAUGCCUGUUGCUGGAUUUCGAUAUAGCACAGGUCCUGGAAGGAAGGAACCUGCAUGCAGCAGAAGAUGCACCAAGACAGCUGGAACGAGGUUCAUUACUAGUGACAAGUGUCGUUGCAGACGGACGCGUAGUGUUGCAGAUGCCACGGGGAAACUUGGAGACAAUCUAUCCGCGGCCUUUGAUGUUGGAUGCAAUAUGUGAAUAUUUAGACAGCUUCCAGUAUGGUAAAGCAUUUGAGCUGAUGAAGGUCCACCGCAUCAACCUCAACUUUCUUUGUGACCACGAUACUCAGGCAUUUUUAAGCAACUUGAAAGAAUUUGUUCUACAAGUACGAAAGCCAGCAAACAUCAACUUGUUCCUGACGGAACUUUCGAAUGAUGACGUCUGCUCCAUGAUGUACACUGCUGCAUACCGCUCGAGGAGUCGAAAAAUAUUAAAGUACGAUCGGCCCAAAACAGAUGUUGUGUGUGACUCUAUCUGCAAAAUUCUCGAAGAAUUGGACAGAGACAAGUACUUUUUGUCUAUCUUGACUUGCCAUGCCAAAAAGGUGGAACCAGAGUUGGACAUAGCACUAUUAAAAAUCAAAGCAUUAAAAGAUGCGACAGGAACAAGUAAGGUUACCGCGGACGAUGCAUUGAAGUAUUUGCUGUACUUAGUGGAUACGUCCGACCUCUUCAACGUUGCACUAGGCACAUAUAAUUUCGACUUGGUUCUAAUGGUUGCUGAAAAGUCACAGAAAGACCCAAAGGAGUAUGUUCCAUUCUUGAACGAGCUCAACCAGCUUGAGACAAACUACCAGCAUUACAAAAUUGACAUGCAUCUUGGAAGAUAUGAAAAAGCACUCAAGAAUAUUAGCAUCUGUGGGCCCUCACACUUCGAUGAAUGCAUUUCUCUGAUCAAGUCUCAACGGCUUUACACGAAAGCACUUCACCUGUUCCAAGAAGGUUCAGAUGAGUACAAAGCAGUGUGGGAAGCAUAUGGAGAUUACCUCUUUCAAAAGAAACAUUUUGAAGAAUCUGGGAUAGUGUUUCAGCGGAGCGGGAAACUCGAAAAGGCACUGACCUCCUUUGAGCUUGCUCUUAAUUGGAGUUUGGUGCUGACGAUAGCCUGUCAGCUUGGAUAUGAAGACGACAAGCUGCGUGGUGUUGCCAAGAGGGUUGCAGAUGCCUUGAUGCUUAGCAGACGACACAGAGAAGCCGCUCUCAUCUAUGAAGAGUUUCUCAAUGACAGGGAAGAAGUUAUAAGGAUCCUAGCAGAAGCACACUUGUGGGAUGAAGCUCUCAGUAAGAUUCACUCUUACAAGAAAUCGGAGCUGCUGGAUCGCGUUUGGAAACCGGCAGUUAAGAACGAACACGUGAACAUGACUGAGACAAUCGACACCUUGUUCGAGACUUGGCAAAAGCAUUGCAAUCGACUGACUGUCGUGCGCGAACUCAAGAUGAGCUGCGACCAGGGCCCAGAGGAUGACACUGAUGAUGGAGCGUAUUCGGAUGUUGCCAGUUUAAGCUCUAGACCAGCAACUGAGAGAUCCAUCAAGUCUGCCACUGUGUUGACAGGGUCCAUUGCCACAAUGAGAACAGCAAGGAACAAAAAGAAGCAAGAACGCAAGAAGUACACCCUGAAAGAAGGCUCCCGAUUUGAGGACCUUGCACUUGUCGUUGCCUUAGCAGAAGCUGUCUCUUCUGCUGACAAACUCCAAGAGGACUGCGGGUCACUCCUCAAGGCGUUAGCCAUUGCAGGGUACGACAGCGAAGCGAAAGACCUCCAGCAGAAAUUUUCGGCACUUCUAGCAUCCAUAGGAAAGAACAUUCCUGAAGUCUGGCCUCCAGAAAGUGCAGCAGAGACCUCACUGCCUCUGGGACCACAUUCCUCAUCCAGCAUAAUUGUGGAAGCCAUUCAGAAGAGAGAUGUUUUUGAACAUGCCAUUUCAGAUCCAUCACUGAGGAAACCACCAGCGCUCCGGACAUUCAUUAACUGGAAGCUCAACAUGCUGGAAUAAAAUUAAGCGUUUAAGUUAAAAGUGAAA
Molecule: messenger RNA, 4090 nt
Organism: Ornithodoros turicata
Lineage: Eukaryota; Metazoa; Arthropoda; Arachnida; Ixodida; Argasidae
Gene: Elp1
Product: putative elongator complex protein 1
Exons: 33
Coding region: 107-4063 (1318 amino acids)
Biological process (GO): tRNA wobble base 5-methoxycarbonylmethyl-2-thiouridinylation
Cellular component (GO): elongator holoenzyme complex; cytosol
Molecular function (GO): tRNA binding; protein binding
Source: RefSeq, a predicted model, not a curated record